AUGCAUGAAACGGUUGUUGAACUCACCUGCAAUAUAAUUUAUAAUCACGUGUUUCAUUCUAGGGCUUUGCCCUCGCUCGCGCGACUGUGUACCGAGAAGUUUGGACUGCACCUAUAUGUUCCCACCGGUAAGGGUAGAGUCGGAAAGCACAGAAAGCACCCAGGUGGUCGUGGUAAGGCCGGUGGUCAACACCACCACAGAACCAACAUGGACAAGUACCACCCAGGUUACUUCGGUAAGGUUGGUAUGAGAUACUUCCACAAGCAAAGAAACCACUUCUGGAAGCCACAAAUCAACUUGGAAAAGUUGUGGUCUUUGGUUGAAGAAGAGAAGAGAGAAGAGUACCUCAAGUCUGCUUCUUCUUCUGCUGCCCCAGUCAUUGACACCUUGGCUCACGGUUACGGCAAGGUUUUGGGUAAGGGUCAAUUGCCAAACGUUCCUGUCAUCGUCAAGGCCAGAUUUGUCUCCAAGUUGGCUGAAGAGAAGAUCAGAGCUGUUGGUGGUGUUGUUGAAUUGAUUGCUUAA
This is a messenger RNA of Clavispora lusitaniae ATCC 42720, 525 nucleotides long. It is a transcript of the gene RPL28, whose product is annotated as 60S ribosomal uL15 domain-containing protein. Gene Ontology annotation, biological process: translation. Gene Ontology annotation, molecular function: structural constituent of ribosome. NCBI's taxonomy places the organism in Eukaryota, Fungi, Ascomycota, Pichiomycetes, Serinales, Metschnikowiaceae. The record is from RefSeq and is a predicted model, not a curated record. Gene Ontology annotation, cellular component: cytosolic large ribosomal subunit; ribosome.